AUGACUCAGAGGAAAUACAUACUAGAAUUGAUAUCAGAACGGGGCUUGGCAGGAGAAAAGCAUGUUAUGACACCUCCAGAACAACAUCGGAAAUUUGCUAUCACUGAAUAUGACAAAUAUUUGAAGAAGGAAGAUAAUGAUCCACAACUGGUGGACAAAAGUGCUUAUCAGAGAUUGGUAGGAAAAUUACUUUAUUUAGCAAUGACAAGACCAGCCAUCUCUUAUGCAGUACAAACCUUGAGUCAAUACAUGUAUGAUACAAAGCAAUCUCAUCUAGAAGGAGCACUUCAUGUAGUAAGGUACAUCAAAGGAAGAACUGAUUUAGGCAUUUUGCUGAGUAGUGACAAGAAUAAUACACUGAAGACCUUUUGUGACUCUGACUGGGCAUUUUGUGCAGCAAUAAAGAAAUCAGUGACAGGCUAUUAUGUAAAGUUCGGCAGGUCUUUGAUCUCCUGA
Molecule: messenger RNA, 456 nt
Organism: Solanum dulcamara
Lineage: Eukaryota; Viridiplantae; Streptophyta; Magnoliopsida; Solanales; Solanaceae
Exons: 1
Coding region: 1-456 (151 amino acids)
Source: RefSeq, a predicted model, not a curated record